AUGGGCUUCUGGACACUGAUGAAAGGUCUGCUGCUAUUUGCAAAUGCGCUGGCAAUCCUCAACGAAGACCGUUUUCUUUCUCCAAGAGGAUGGACACUAGCAGAGCUCCACCAAACCGGUAGGAAAAACUCUCCGAAAGGCCAAAUCGUUGGUCUAAUCAAUGCCUGCCAGUACAUGAGACUUCCCCUGAUGCUCAUUAACGUAGCAGUUAUCGUCGUGAAAGUUUUCUUCGGUUGA
This is a messenger RNA of Arabis nemorensis, 237 nucleotides long. The record is from the annotation of a GenBank genome assembly. NCBI's taxonomy places the organism in Eukaryota, Viridiplantae, Streptophyta, Magnoliopsida, Brassicales, Brassicaceae.